AUGAGAGAACAUUUCUAUACAUUACUUGAUAAUCAUAUCUUAAAUUUAAAUCACAAAUUUCGAGAUAAAUUUUCUAUAAAGCAAUCAUUGUAUGAUGAUAUAAUAUUGGUUCUUCGAGAUGGUUGGGGAAAUUCUCAAUUCAAAUUUUGGGUACAUAAAAAUUUUAAAUUAAUCAAAAUUGGCAAUGACAAUAUUGUAUAUGAAAUUCAAUCGAAUCAUCCAAUUGUCACGUACGAACAUUUAUAUACAAAAAUCAAAGAAUGCCAUGAGAAUGUUGGUCAUCGUGGCCGAGACAAAACAUGGAUUCAAGUAAAGAAACAAUAUGCAUGGGUUCCAAUGGAUAGUGUCAAACUCUUUAUUUCGCAAUGUGACAUAUGUUCGAAGGGAAAAGCAAUAGCAACAUUUCCAAAACACUUACCUGAAAAAUCAAUUGUUUCUUAUGAAUAUUUAACUCGUCUGCAAAUUGAUCUUAUUGACAUGCAAAAUAUGACAGAUGGAGAAUAUAAAUGGAUCCUUCAUACGAAAGAUCAUUUUACGAAAUUUUCUUGGGCUUAUCCGUUAAUAUGCAACGACACGAAAUCAAUUGCUGAAAAACUUCUACAACAAUUUUAUUUAUUUGGAUUACCACAAAUUUUACAAAGUGUUCAUGGGAAACAAUUCGUUGCUAAAGUGAUUAAGAUUUUGAAAAACACAUGGACCGACUCCAUUAUUAUUAAUGGUCAAAUCUGCCAUCAGAAAACUCAUGAUUUAACAGAAGAUGAUGAUAGUAAUCAAACUUCAUUUAAAUCAACUCUUUUUAAAUGGAUGAAAGCAAAUAAUAGACAUGAUUGGUCAAAUGGUUUAUUACAAGUAAUUUUUUCAAUUAAUACUAGUUCAAUUAAGUUAACCAACAAUAAAACUCCAUAUGAAUUUGUAUUUGGUCAAAAACAAAACUAUAAUAUAAAAAUAUUGCAGAUUUUAUCAAAUCAUGAUUAUUUGGAUAUAGAAAAUCUUCCAUGCAGUUUUAUUGAUGAGUUGAAAAAAUCCACACAUCUAUUGAAUUUUGUUCAAAAUACUAAUUAUUCCAAUGAUAGUAUAUCAUCAAGUCCGUCAAAUCAUGCGCUUCAAGCAAUAUCAAAGUCAUCCUUAUCAAUACAAUCACCCAGAAUAAAAUAUCAUGCUUCUUCUAAUAUAUCUACUAGUACGAAAAAAAGACGACGACUCACAUCAAAUUCAAACGAAGAGAUUAACGUAUUCGAUGAAGACAAACAAUCUAAUGAUAAUAAUAAUAAAAACACUGAUUUAAUCAACAAUCAUCAACAAGUACAACCGAAAACUAAUGAAAUCGUCUAUAUGACUAAAGGACAAAAGUUAUUUAAUAAUACAUCAUAUAAACAUGAAUAUAAGGUUGGUGAUAUAGUUGGUGUAAUCAUUGACAAAAUCGAAACAGUCAACAUUGAACUUAAAGUGUUAGCAUGUAAAAUAUUAUCCAUCGAGCUGGUAGCAGAAGAUACAAAUGCCUAUCAAUUAUGUACAAAAGCAUGUAUAAUUUCUUCAAGAUUUCAAGCAUCUGAUCUAUUGAAUUUAUGUAAUUGUAAUUUUAUUGAUCUGCUUACUGUCGAUCCAACUCAUCUACCAAAGCUGACAUUUAAUGAAGCCUGUAAAAGCUUAUCUUGA
Molecule: messenger RNA, 1656 nt
Organism: Rotaria socialis
Lineage: Eukaryota; Metazoa; Rotifera; Eurotatoria; Philodinida; Philodinidae
Source: the annotation of a GenBank genome assembly